AUGUUGUAUAUGUCUGAAAAAAAUUCCAAUGAAAGUUUCCAUUUCGAAGGCGACGCAGGAAACAAAAUAGACGGCAAUGAAGUCAAGCACGUGGAUUUUCUUAACCAAGACAGCUUGGCAGAAUUCAAGGCCAUGUGUAAAAGAGUCGACUAUGAAAGCGAAGAAGAGUGCAAGGAAUUUCUCCAUCAAUUUUAUUGUUUGGUCAACAACUGGAACGGUCGACUUCCAAAUCUCGAAGAAUUUUUUUGUCCCGCCGAUGUCGAUUGGCUACUCUCGGAGUCUGUAAUUUGCGAUGACAACGCGAUCGAGCCAGGACCUAUCAUCGACUUCGUGAUCAGGACAGGCUACAAAGACCAACCUAACUUCGAUGAAGAAGGCAAGCCAUUACCGCAUCGCACCACACCAAUUCAUUUUGCGGCUAGGCGCAAGGAAAAACUCAUCAUCGUUGAUUUGUUUAAAAUAUACGACAGCUUCGAGGUAAAUUACAUCGAUGUCGAGAGCGGUCUAACGCAUCUGCACGUGGCUUGUGAAUACGGCUGCGACGAUGUCGUCGAAAAAUUCCUCGAGCUCGGGCAGAAUCCCAAUUGCUACACACCAAAAUUUUUAAUCACGCCGCUGUUCUUGACCCUUCUUAACGGCCACCAGAAGACGGCUGAAUUGCUGGUAAGAGGAGGCGCUGAUCCAAACGCAGCCACUGCAGUGGAAAUGACACCUUUGCACGUCAUUUGUCGGAGGGAAGACGACAGCCAUGACUUGCUGAAGAUGUUCUUCGAGAUCACCGACGACCUCCAGCAUAAGGUACAGGUCGACGCCCAGGACAAGUGGGGCAACAGACCACUUCAUUUGGCUCUGCUCAAUAAUAACCGUGAGGUGGCCGAAUUCCUGCUGAGAAGAGGCGUAGAUCUCAAUUCGCCCAACAAUAAGGGAUCAACACCUCUAGAUAUUAUUUAUAAAAAAAAUUACGACGAAGACUUUUUAGCCCUAUUCUUCAAGAUCAGCAACGAACUCAAGAAAAAGGUAUAUGUGGACAUUCGAGACAAAUCGGGUAAUACACUACUACACCGGGCUCUCCUCGAACGCAAUAAAAAGAUGGUUGAAUCGUUGCUGAGACACGGCGCCGACACGAACGACGCUAACUCGAUAGGAUUGUCUCCCGUGCACCUGAUUUGCUUGGGAGACGACGUAGGUGAUUUUCUAGAGUGGUUCUUCAGGAUGAACGACGAGAUGCAGAAGACGGUACGAGUCGAUGCUCAGGACAACUUGGGUAGAACAUCGCUGCACUUGGCUCUGGAGUUUGAUAACGAGGAGGCGGUCAAACUUUUGCUGAAAAGAGGUGCCAGCCCGAAUAUAGCCAACAACGAUGGCUCGACUCCGCUGCAUUUAAUUUGCAACGCGCGCCACGAUGCCUAUGAAAUGGCGGAGAUAUUCUUCGACGAAGCAGUCAAUGAGGUGGUGGAGUUGGACGUCCGUGACGAGAUGGGCCAGACACCGUUACAUCUAGCUCUGUCUCGUGGCCGCAAAAACUUGGUCCGACUGCUGCUGACGAAUGGCGCGGAUCCCGAUAAAGCCGAUAACUACGGAUUGACUUCUUGGCACUUGAUUUGCUGGGAAGGGGUCGACGACGAUCUGCUCGAGUUAUUCUUCAACGGCGAGAUCAAGCGAGCGAAGCAGUUAGACGCCCGAGACAAGUCGGGCCGGUCGCCCCUGCAUUACGCUCUGCUCGCCAAUAACAAGAAGGCGGUCGAAUGGCUGUUGAGAAGCGGCGUCGAUCUAAAUUUAGCCGACCCGCGUGGAUCGACCCCUCUGCAUUUGAUUAGCUCGGAACAAGUAGAUGACGAUAUGGUGGAGAUAUUCUUUACGAAGAACGACAUGAGCAAGAUGAAGAUCGAGAUCGACGCUCGCGACGAGUCGGGUAAGACUCCGCUUCACCAGGCUCUACUCGCCGACAAUAAAAAGGUGGCCCUGGAGUUGCUGCAAAUAGGCGCCGACCCAAAUCUGGCCGACUACGAAGAAUCGACGCCUCUGCAUUUGAUAUGCGAGAGAAAGCACGACGACGACUUGGCGGAGACGUUCUUCGAGAUCAGCGACCGGAGAUUACAGUCGGUGCGGGUAAACGCUCGCGACGAGAGGGAUCGAACACCGCUACAAUUGGCCGUGCUCAACGGACUCCGGAAGGUGGCCGAAUUGCUACUGAAACGCGGAGCGGAUUCGGACUUGACUUCGAAGGGCGGAAUGACACCCCUGCACAUCUUAUGUACGAGCGACGACGACGACGAUUUGACCAAGAUAUUGUUCAAGAUCAACGGCGACGUCGAGCAGCGGGUCGACGCUCUAGACGAGUGGGGCGACACACCUCUGCAUCUGGCUCUACGCCACGGCAAACAGAAAAAGGCCGACGCGUUGCUGAGACUAGGCGCCGAUCCCAGUCUGGCCAACGAAGCCGGAAGAACGGCUCUGCAUUUGAUCAGCCUGUUGUGGGACGAGGAUCGAGAUGCGCAGCUGUUCGUCGCUAUUACCGAGGAGCUUCGUCGCAGGGGGCAGAUCGAUGCCCGAGACAAGCAGGGCAACACGGCCUUGCACGAGGCGCUGAGAAAGGGGUCGAAUCAGAAGGCCGCGUUUCUGCUGAUGAGAGGCGCCGAUCCCAAUGCAGCCAACGCGGGUGGAUCGACUCCUCUGCAUUUUAUCGCUGCGCGGUACAGCCCAGUCGAGGAUUACAAUAUGGUGGAUGAACUUUGCAAAAUUGCCCAAGAUCUAAAUGAAGUAGUACGGAUCAAUGCCCAGGAUAUGAUAGGUGAUUCACCGUUGCAUUUGGCUCUGUGCAACGGCAAAAGGAAAAUGGCCGAGUCGCUGCUCAGAUGGGGCGCAAAUCCAAAUUUACCCAAUGCGAAGGGAUCGACACCUCUCCAUGUUAUUUGCACGAGAAAAAACGACGAUGACUUGGCAGAGAUGUUUCUCGAGACCUGCAACGAAGUGAAACAGAUGGUAGAGGUCGAUGCCAGGGACACGUCGGGUCGAACACCACUGCAAUGGGCUGUAGCUAGCCUCUUGCCGAAUACAGUCAAUGUACUCUUGGAUCACGGAGCUGAUCUGUCUAACUUUGUUUUUCCUACCGAGGAUUACCUCGCCAAGAACGUUCCUUGGUAUUCUAAAAUUCAGGAUUUUAAAUUGAUGUACGUUGCUGCCCUUCUUGCCACUGUUGAGAAUCUCGAGAAGAGAGGAUACGAACUGGGCCGAAGCGACGCCCUGACUAUUAUGAAACUUUUCGCUGAGCACGGAUUGUUCCAGACUUCGGUGGAUCUUAGAAAAUGUUGGUACUAUUACGAGGAUUUAGUGAUGAUAGCGAAAAAGAUAACAGUACAUUCGAGCUUGUCGCUUUACGAUUUGAGCCGGUUACGAUCCGAAGAAGUAAAACGACUAUUUUCAUACGAGAACUACCGCGAUCUCGUGAACGAGGAAUAUUCGCAUUAUUAUUGGAGCAGUUUCGAAGGAUCGAUUCGGGCUCGUGUUGCGGAUCUGUGCGAGAAACUAUCGACAGGAUUUUUCAUGUGCUGA
Molecule: messenger RNA, 3552 nt
Organism: Trichogramma pretiosum
Lineage: Eukaryota; Metazoa; Arthropoda; Insecta; Hymenoptera; Trichogrammatidae
Product: tankyrase-1-like
Exons: 1
Coding region: 1-3552 (1183 amino acids)
Molecular function (GO): protein binding
Source: RefSeq, a predicted model, not a curated record